GUCAUUUGGGAAGUGAAGCGUCGUGGGUGCUAAAUUUAACUGAAAGUCUAUAACUUAUAGGAGCUGUUUUGUUUUAUUUUAGAUCGUUAUUUUGUUUUCUGUCAUGUUAACAUUUUAAAUACGGGACCAGUCUCCUCACAUACUAUUUAACCGACAGACAACACCUAUCGUCUACCUAGAUCAAUCAAAUCGAUGGUGAUAGACUAGUGGACACUAAAAUAUUUAUACCUCAUUUAUUGAUCAUGCAUUGUGGCAAACUUUGAACUAAAGCCUUCACUGCACCUUUUUAGUAGACCCCCUUAAGCUGUACUUAUUAUGUGUUUUUUAAAUAAUUUAAUAGUCGUUAUUGUACCUCGAUGUUUGUUUUUAAACACAAGAACUAUAUGUACAACUAUUUUGGUGUGCCUUUUCCUAAAUCAGGUGCUGUGUGAAGAAUAUCAUUGUGUUUGGUAUGGAGAAUGCUAUACCGAUAAAUCCAACCACAAGAAAAACUGUCCCUACGAUGGUCCUUCCAAAGAGGUGACCAACUCUACUAGUGUUAAUAUUUUGAAAAAAUGGUGCCCCUUCUUGGUCAACAAUGAUGGCCCCACAACCACUUGCUGUGAUGAUGCUCAGUUGGUAUCUUUUGACCGUGGUGUUAACAUGGCUGCAAAUUUCCUAGCUAGAUGCCCCUCUUGCUGGCACAACUUUUUGUCGUAUUUCUGUCACUUCACUUGUGCCCCGGAUCAGAGCAGAUUUGUUAACGUUACUGAGUUAGGUGUUGUAGGUAAAGGUAUUACGACAGUGGAGGGGCUGGAGGUGUAUGUGUCCGACACCUACUUGUGGCGGACUUACAACGCGUGCAAGGAAGUUUCGGUGCCGUCCACCAAUCAACUGGCUCUGGACAUCAUGUGUGGCCAAUGGGGAGCCAGCCGCUGCUCACCUUACAAAUGGUUUUCUUAUAUGUUUGACCCGAACUUAAACUCCUAUGUGCCUUUAAAAGUUGCCUUCGUGCCUGUCACUUCUGACCAAGAGUUGGUGGAUGGAUUCUCACCACUGGAGCCUGAAACGUUUACCUGUGAUGUUCCAGUCAAUGCUCAGACAUCAGCAUGCAGCUGUAUGGACUGUGAGGCCAGCUGUCCUGCGGCUCCACCUCUGCCUACCCCUGUCUUACCUUGCCUAGUCUUGGGACUGCCUUGUCUGUACGUAGUGAUGGCCACUGUCUUCAUCAUCACUUCAGCUGUAUUCCUUGUCAUUACCAACUACCAACAGAAACUCCAGCUGCUUAUCAAUGACACAACUCUGGUGCCUAGAUCGUCAAACGAGGACCGGAAUAUUGGCCGAAGUCUGGCCACCAAGAAUCACUCUAACAGUGUGAUACAUGACGAGGAAACCAGUCCUUUACAAUCUAAGCGGUCUAGUCUUACUAGCGAGAAUGCUGAACGAAUCGCAAGGGUUAGCAAUUCAAGUAUGAUCAAACCUGCUUCAAUAUAUGAAAAACUUGGUGCCGAACUAGACAAAUUACUUCAAGAAUCAUUUGAACGCCUUGGCUACUACUGUGCACUACACCCGUGGCGUACGCUGCUCAUUGGUCUGUGUGUGGUGCUGGUGCUGGGCCACGGCAGUUUCUACCUGCGCCUGACUACUGACCCGGUGGAACUGUGGGCCUCCCCCUCGUCUCGCAGCAGACAGGAGAAGACCUACUUUGACACUCACUUCACACCAUUCUACCGCACGGAGCAAGUCAUCAUACACGCCGUCCAGCUGGACAGUCUUAUUCACAACUCCUCCAAUGGGCCCAUUGAGUUUGGACCAGUGUUUCACAGAGAAUUUCUUUUAGAAGUACUGAAACUGCAAGAACGAAUAGAAAUGCUGGGCCACGCGGAGGGUGCCGGACUAGAGAAGAUUUGUUUUGCUCCAUUGACGUCCCCGUUCACCGGCCCCACCAGGCUGUCGCAGUGUGUGGUGCAGAGCAUCUGGGGCUACUACUCCAACGACUUGGACGAGUUCAACACUGAGGACCCGAACAACAACUACCUCGACCACUUCAUCAAGUGUUCUCAGAACAGCUACAGCCCAGAGUGUCUGGCCCCGUACGGUGGUCCUGUAGACCCAGCCAUCGCCCUGGGAGGGUUCCUCAGGCCAGGUGAGAGUCUGUCAAAGACAGCUCCGUACCAGCGAGCUACUGCCACUAUACUGACCUUCCUGGUCAACAAUCAUCACAACAAGACACUGCUGCAGCCUGCUCUGCUCUGGGAAGAGAGAUUCAUUUCUUUCAUGAAGAACUGGACAGCGACAGAGAAGCCAGCGUACAUGGACGUUGCCUUCACCUCGGAGAGAUCUAUUGAGGAUGAGUUGGACAAGGAGUCUCGCUCAGAUAUUCUCACCAUCCUCGGCAGUUACAUCAUCAUGUUCGCUUACAUCGCCUUGGCACUAGGACAGAUUCAUCAGUGUAAUACCAUGCUGAUGGACAGUAAGAUCACCGUGGGGUUGGCUGGAGUGGUGGUUGUUCUCAUGUCGAUUGUCUGCUCUGUGGGAUUUUUUGGAUACAUUGGAGUACCUGCUACCCUAAUUAUUUUUGAGGUGAUCCCAUUCCUGGUGCUGGCUGUUGGUGUGGACAACAUUUUCAUCAUCGUACAGAGACAUCAGAGAGAGCCCAGACUAGAGGAAGAGACUACAGAGCAGCACAUUGGCAGAGUUCUGGGACUGGUCGGUCCAUCCAUGCUGCUCACCAGUGUGUCAGAGUCUUGCUGCUUCUUCCUAGGUGCAUUGUCCGACAUGCCAGCUGUGAAAGCCUUUGCGCUGUACGCUGCAAUGGCGUUGUUUGUUGAUUUCCUCUUUCAAAUUUCCUGUUUCAUCAGCAUUCUCACCCUGGACACUAAGAGACAUGAGGAACGUAGGCUAGAUAUGUUUUGCUGUCUCAAAUCGUCCAACAAAGCAGAAACUGUCAUUGAAGACGGAACACUCUUCAGUUUCAUAAGAGAUAGAUACGCCCCUAAACUGUUGUACAGUCGAGGAACACGAGCAUUUGUCGUGUUGGUGUUUGUUGCGUGGCUGUGCGUUAGUAUGUCAGUGUUACCAAACUUGACUAUCGGACUGGACCACAAACUGUCGAUGCCUCAAGACUCUCACGUCUACAAAUAUUUUACGUACCUGAGUGAGUUCCUGUCCAUUGGUCCGCCAGUCUACUUUGUCUUGACAGGCGAGAUGAACAUGAGUGAUACUGUAGUACAAAACACCAUCUGUGGAGGUCAACACUGCAACACUGACUCUCUAUCGCUGCAGAUAUACAAAGCGACUAAAAUGUCCAACAUCACGUACAUCGGACGACCAGCCUCCUCCUGGAUGGAUGAUUACUUUGACUGGAUCGUGUCUCAGGAGUGCUGUAUGAUAUCUCCAAACACCUCGUCAUUCUGCCCUCAUUCUGGUGGUGAUGAUUGUGAUUACUGCACCAAGGUGAUCAACCCUGACCUGGCCAGACCUGACUCUACCACCUUUGACCGAUAUCUCUCCUUCUUCUUGCAGGACAACCCGGACGCCAGUUGUGUCAAAGCGGGGCACGCGGCUUACUCUCAGGCAGUCAAGUAUAGGCUGGAUGAGAGAGGGUACACAGUGGUAGAAGCGACUUACUACAUGGCCUACCAUACAAUACUGAAGUCAUCCAGUGACUUCUACGGGGCGAUCAGAGAGGCUCGUAAGGUAGCGGACAACAUUACUGAAACCAUCAACGACAAGCUGGUACACAUCGGGAGUAACGCCACAGCUCAUGUCUUUCCGUAUAGUGUGUUCUACGUGUUCUUCGAGCAGUACCUGACCAUGUGGCAGGACACUUUGUACAGUGUAGGGGUGUCUCUUGCUGCUGUGUUCCUGGUCACUCUGGUACUGAUGGGGCUAGAUCUAGUCUUGUCUCUUGUGGUCCUAGUCACCAUCACCAUGAUUGUCAUCAACCUCGGUGGACUCAUGUACUUCUUGGACAUCACACUCAACGCAGUCACCCUCGUCAACUUGGUUAUGGCUAUCGGCAUUUCUGUGGAGUUCUGCAGCCACAUCGUACAUGCUUUCUCUGAGUCUAUGAAGGAGACAAAGAUUUUACGGGCUGGAGAUGCUCUUGUCAAUGUUGGAACAUCGGUGUUUUCUGGCAUCACCCUUACCAAGUUUGGUGGCAUCAUUGUGUUGGGAUUUGCCCACUCACAGAUAUUCAAGGUGUUUUAUUUCCAAAUGUACAUGGGAAUAGUCGUUAUUGGUGCUCUACACGGUCUGGUAUUCCUACCUGUUCUGCUUACAUACUGCGGUUCGUCAGUGAACCCGAAGAAGCUGCUAUUGUUCGAGAGGGAGGAACGGAGAAAAAUGUUGGCCAGCAUAAACAGAGUAAGGGAGGGGUUACGGGACAGAGAGGGGCAUGUUCUGGACGAAGUGAAGCCUGCAUGAUCUUGCGCAUGUCUAGACGAGACAGUUCCUAACUCAGUAUUGGACCUUGUUCCUUGUGACUACUAGAAUUGUGCCUUUUAACAUAGGAUCUUCAUCUUCAGUGUGUCCACAGACAAUGAUUAUUGUGAGAGCUAUAUUUUAAUAGAACAUUAGAUACAUAGUUUGUAGUCAAUGUGAUUGUGUCGCUGCAGUGAAAUGCAUGCAGUGUUUGUAGCAUGAACUUUUCAAAUGUUACAGUGUGCCUCAGGCCGCUUGAGUACGGGCGACAUGAAACAUGUUUGGCCAAGUACGAGUUAUGAGUAUGUGAUAGGUUUUUUACCCAGACUCUGGGGAAUGUUACAAAAACUAAACAAAGCAAUUUUAUUUUUGUAUUUUUUAACACUUAAACACAUAGUGUUAACAUAAGUGAAUCAUUAAAAACACAACUAGGUGCUUUACAACUGGGUGAGGAUACAUGAAAGCACAGUUUGGAUCUAUAAACCUACUAUUGAACAGUUACACCCCUGUUGAAAACAGUUUUAUAGAAGCAAAAGUCAAUUUUGCAUCUAAUUUUGCGUGUUUUAAUGACGUCAUUGGCAUUUUUAAAAGUUUUUCUUUGUAAGGGAACGGUCCAAAAUCUGGGAUAACCAACACAUAUCUUUGCAUAGCAUUGUUAAUUUAUAACCCAAAGCCAAAUAGCAUUUGGAGCUAUAGCCUCUGGGUCAUUAUUAAACAUAGUUAAAAUCGAAGGCUUACCUUACGAUCCAAUUUAUUUUAUGGUGGGAACCUAGGUUUCUACGUCGUCAGUCCUUUGUCUCAUAGGUUGGCUAAACUUUAAGUUUUUCAUCCCUUACUUGAGAUAUUUUCGAUUUGGUAUAAUUUGUACAAAUAUUGAACACAUAUAAAUAUUUACUAAGACGUAAAUGAAAAGAUACAUGGCCAUAAUCUUCUUUAUCAAUCCUAACCUCCAAAGUUGGGC
Messenger RNA from Macrosteles quadrilineatus (aster leafhopper), 5365 nucleotides. RefSeq names its product NPC intracellular cholesterol transporter 1-like. NCBI's taxonomy places the organism in Eukaryota, Metazoa, Arthropoda, Insecta, Hemiptera, Cicadellidae. The coding region runs from base 316 to 4407 and encodes 1363 amino acids. Gene Ontology annotation, molecular function: lipid carrier activity. Gene Ontology annotation, cellular component: membrane. The record is from RefSeq and is a predicted model, not a curated record. The transcript has 26 exons.